Molecule: messenger RNA, 1616 nt
Organism: Sabethes cyaneus
Lineage: Eukaryota; Metazoa; Arthropoda; Insecta; Diptera; Culicidae
Gene: Nasp
Product: protein NASP homolog
Exons: 4
Coding region: 209-1444 (411 amino acids)
Biological process (GO): CENP-A containing chromatin assembly; DNA replication-dependent chromatin assembly
Cellular component (GO): nucleoplasm
Molecular function (GO): histone binding
Source: RefSeq, a predicted model, not a curated record
CUGGUGGUGGUGGUACGUUACACAGAAGACAGAAGUAAAAAGUUUUGCUGUGGCUUGUUCCAGUGCAGUGCGUAUGUAAAAAAACCUUUGUUUCUCUAGUUGUUUUCAAGAUUAUCAGGAAUUUGUGAUUACAUUAAAGGUUGUUAUCGAAUCGCGUUUUCGCCUUUCACCCGUUACUUGGAACACUCGGUAUCGAUCAGUAACCAAUAUGGCAGAAAAAUCGGAAUCACUCGUGACAAAAGAAGAAAAAUUGGCAGAGGCCAAGGAACUGUUUGGUCGUGGUAGCCGAAACUAUUGCAUGAAACAAUAUUCGGAAGCGGCCGAUGAUCUCAGUUCAUGCUGCGGUAUUUAUUCUGAAUUGUAUGGUCCAACUGCUGAAGAAUGUGGUGAUCCUUAUUUGGUAUAUGCCAAGUCACUGAUUGCAUUGUCCAAAGAGGAAAAUAAUCUUCUAGUUCCGGGUGAAGGAGCAGAUGGAGAGGAUGCUGGCGAAGAUGAUGAAGAGGGUAAUGAAGAUGGUGAAGAUGAGGAUGGAGAAGAAGAAGAAAAUGCAGGCGCAGAUGAUGGUAAAACUAAGGAAGAAGAAAAUUCAGAAAAAAGUUCUGAUAAAGCUGCAGAGAAUGAAAAGGACAAAUUGGAACAACAACCGGAACCAUCAACGUCGGUUCAAGCUGAGCCCCAACCGGGACCAUCUACGUCGAAUGGAACUGAACAAUCUGAAGAGACCGAAGAAGGAGAUGACGAAAAAGGAGGAAGCAACUUGGAAGUAGCUUGGGAAAUUUUGGAGUUGGCAGUCAAAAUAUUCACCGAGCAGGGAGAUAAAUCUGCUAGUAAUUUGUCUGAAUGCUAUUUGGAACUUGCCAAUAUAUCUUUCGAAAAUAGCAAUUAUUCUCUAGCUAUAACUGACUACAAAAAAUCACUCGCAGUGUAUGCAAAGCUUGCUGACCGAGACAGUCGUCUGAUUGCCGAAAUUGAUUACAAAAUUGGCCUUUGUCACAUGAUGGUGAAUGAGUUCCCGGACUCAAUAAGAUUUUUCAAGGAGGCUUGCUCAGAGUUGGGUAAGGUUAUCGAACAAGAAAAAGCCAAGGAACAAACCGACGAAACAAGGGAUACCAUCAAAGACCUUGAGGAAACUACCCAAGAAAUCCUUGAUAGAAUUCGGGAAGUGGAGGAAACUACAAAAACAUCAAUCGAAGAAUUAAAACGUGAGCUUUCGCAAAUCAUCGUAAAAAGCGGUACUGCAAAUGGAACAGACGAAGGGCCUAGUGAAAUUGCAUCAUCAUCCUCUGUCAGCAAUGGAACCACCAAUUCAAAAACAGCUGAAAAGCCUAAGGACAUAUCCCAUCUAAUCAAGCGAAAGAAGCCUGACACGGUCGAGUCGGAAAUCGGAGGAUCACCAGCAAAGAAAACUGCCCUUGACAAGGAGCCGACAAGUGAUGGCAAUUAAAGUUACGCUUGAUUUUCUCUAUUUAUUUUCUCGUCCCUUAUCUGUUUUGUAAACUUCAUAAAGUUUGCUUCGACUUAUUUUUAUCUUUGAAAUCGUUUCCUUUAUCUCGUAAUUCAUAGUUUUCUGUUUCUGAAUAUUAUACAGCUGAUCGAAUUUUCUUAGUUUUCCACGA